Knipowitschia caucasica is the source of this 300-nucleotide messenger RNA. Lineage: Eukaryota; Metazoa; Chordata; Actinopteri; Gobiiformes; Gobiidae. The record is from the annotation of a GenBank genome assembly.
AUGGCUCGUUUCGGAGACGAAUCGGCUCCUAGUACCGUGGACUCCGGGGAUGGAGACGUGGAGCGCGGGGAUGGUCAGGACGCAGCCGCGGUUGCUGCUGGACUCACCGCGUCCAUGAAACAAGCCAAGGCGCAGCGGGCCCGGACCAUGGCUCUGUACAACCCCGUGCCCCACCGACAGAACUGCCUGACCGUCAACAGGGCGCUAUUCAUCUUCGCUGAGGACAACCUCAUACGGAGAUUCGCGCGGCGGAUCAUCGAGUGGCCAUAUCCUUCCACUGUGAUAAGUACUUUUGCAUAA